ACGGCAUUUUUGUCAGUCAUCAGAUCAGAACCAUAUUUUAUGAUUUUUUCCUGUAGAUUCUCGUGCUGCUUCGGAACCCCAAAGACACAGCUGUCUCCUAUUACCACUUCUACAACAACAUGCCAGUGCUGCCAUCCUUUGCCUCCUGGGAUGAGUACUUUGCAGCCUUCAUGAACGGGAAAUUGACCUGGGGAUCCUAUUUUGACCAUUUAGUGGAAUGGAACAAAUACAUCGACCACGAGAGGAUCAUGAUGAUAAGCUAUGAGGAACUCAAAGAGGACCAGGUACUGGGAAUGAAAAAGAUUGCUGCCUUCUUUGGAUUCUCCCUGUGUGAGGAAGAUAUUUCCAGAAUUGCCAAGAAGACUAGUUUCCAGGCCAUGAAAGAAAAAUCCAAGGAAACCCAUGGAAAGUUUGGGGACAUCCUCUUCCGCAAGGGGAUUGUUGGAAACUGGAAAGACCUCUUCUCUAAAGCUCAGAAUGAAGAAAUGGAUGAAAAAUUUGAAGACUGCCUAGGAGGAACGAAGCUGGCAGCAAAGAUGAAUUAUGAUGUGUACUGCAAGGCCUGA
Nestor notabilis (Kea) is the source of this 566-nucleotide messenger RNA. RefSeq names its product sulfotransferase 6B1-like. The annotation marks the transcript as partial. Lineage: Eukaryota; Metazoa; Chordata; Aves; Psittaciformes; Psittacidae. Gene Ontology annotation, cellular component: cytoplasm. Gene Ontology annotation, molecular function: sulfotransferase activity. The transcript is spliced from 4 exons. Gene Ontology annotation, biological process: sulfation. The record is from RefSeq and is a predicted model, not a curated record.